UUCUAAAGUAGCUCAAACUGUUUAGCCACACUUUGGCACGGUAUCACAAAGCGAUAGGAUCAAGUUUAAUUUUUUAAUCCUGAAAAUAAACAAACAUAAAUACAAUUAAUUUACUUAAAUAAAUUAUUUUUAAUAAAUUGUCUUUGAUAUUUGGGUUUGUUUUAUGGUUUUUUUUUUUAAAUAAAUUGAGCCCAAAUUUUGGAGAUUGAUGAGUGGUUUUAAUUCAACCAAGUCAUAUUUGAUAUUGAGAAAAAAAAAAAUUAUUAGCUAUACUCAGUGAUUGAACUUUAUACUAGUAAAAAAAAAUAUAUUAUUUGAUUAUUUUAUUUGAUAUACCGGUGAAGUGUUGGUGAUAGAGAUAAAUAAAUUUUAAAUAAAAAAAAAAAUUAUAAAAUGAAGGAUAUAAUGUCAAUUUGGAGUAGAUUAGCAGGUCGUAGUUAUUCAUCAGUGAGCACAAAUCCACAACCAAGUGGUAAUGAGUCUGAUGAUUAUUCAGAUAAUGAUCCAAGAAGUCUUCAAACAAAAUCAACAAUUGUUGUUAAUAAAUUUUUCAAUAAAGCACUUCCAGUUUAUUCAGAUGGACGAAGAAAAUGGCCAAAGAGUAUUUUUAUGCUAAUGACACUUGGAUUAUUGGGCAUAGCAUUUGGAUGUUUUAUAAUGGUUGUACAACCUUAUGAGCUAAUAUUUAAAUUUAAAGUAACAUUUUCAAAAGGAGGUGAAAUAUUUGAAAUGUGGAGAAAACCACAAGUUGAAUUAUUUUUAAAAGUUUAUCUUUUUAAUGUUACAAAUCAUGAAGAGUACAUGUCGGGUAAAGCUGAUAAGUUACAUUUCAAACAAGUUGGACCAUAUGUUUACAAAGAAGGACUUGAACAUGCAAAUAUUACAUUCAAUGAUAAUGGCACUGUGACAGCAAUACCAAAACAUCCAUUGACAUAUAUUGCUGAAAAAAGUGCUGGUGCUGAGGAUGAUAUAUUAUUUUUACCAAAUAUUGCUUUACUGAGUAUUGCUAAUGUCAUGAAAGAUGCAAGUUAUUUUACAAGAUGGCCUCUCAAUCUAUUGAUAAAACAAACAAAUGCACGUCCAAUUGUAAAAAUGACUGCAAAAGAAUUUAUGUUUGGAUAUGAAUCAGCACUUGUUACAUUGGGUAACAAUGUCAUGCCAUCUUGGAUUAAAUUUGAUAAACUUGGACUAAUUGAUAGGAUGUAUGAUUUUGAGGGUGAUUUUGAGACAGUAUAUACUGGUGAAACUGAUGUACGUCUUACUGGUCUUAUUGAUAAAUAUAAUGGUGAUAGUAAUUUACCUCAAUGGACUGGUAAAUGUGCAAAUGUUGCUGGUGCAAGUGAUGGAACUAAAUUUCCAAGUUACAUUGAACCAAAUGAUACAUUACUUUUUUUUCGAAAAAGUCUUUGUCGUAGUGCAAGAAUGGUACGUACUGGUGAUGCAGUUGUAAAAGGUCUUCAUUCAUAUCGAUAUAAAUUUAUGGAUGAUGAAUUAGAUAAUGGAGUUAAUAAUACUGAAAAUAAAUGUUUCUGUCGUCAUGGAAGAUGUCUUCCAGCUGGUAUGAUUGAUGUCACUGACUGUUACUACGGUUUUCCAAUUGCAUUGACAUUUCCUCAUUUUUACAAAGCUGAUCCAUCAUUGUUAAAUGCUGUUGUUGGCUUAGAACCACGUCAAGAUCUUCAUGAAUCUUAUUUUAUUAUUCAACCAAAAUCAGGUCUACCAGUUGAUAUUGCAUUUAGAUUUCAAAUAAAUAUGGCACUUCAAGAUAUCAAAGCAAUAUCAAAUACUGAUGGUUUUUCAAAUAUGGUACUUCCACUUUUGUGGUUUGAAAUUGGUAUGUACGAGUUACCAGAGAGUAUGAACAAUCGUUUUCUUCUUUAUCUAAAUAUUGCACCAGUUGCUCAAGACAUUGCAAUAUAUGGUUUAUUUUUCGGUGGUGCAAUAUUUCUCAUAUGGAGUGUAUUUAAAAUACUACUUUAUAGACCACAAGGUGCAAAAUCAACACCAGCAAAAUGGAUUGAAACUGAAUUACAAAAAAAGAGACUUAAUUUUUUGAAUGACAAACGUUCAUCAUUCAGGGGCAAACAAAUGGAUACAUAUUAUAAUUCAUUACUUGAACCAAAAGAAGAAUCAACACCAAUGACUGCAAUGGAUAAUUCAGAAUGUUUCAAAGAAGAUCUUGUGUAAUUUAUUAUAUUUAAAAUACAUUUUCAUUCAAUACCAAACUUUAAAAAAAUAACGAACUUAAAAAACAUCAUUUAAAUAAUCGUGAUAAUAAAAAAAAAAAUAUAAAUUAUUGCUGGAUCAUGUAAAUCAUCAUUUUAAAAUGCAACAUAGUUUUUUUAGUUUUUUUUAUUUUUUAUUUUCGAUGAGAGAAAAAAAAAACCCAACAAACGUCUCAAUUUGAAAAAAAAUUUUUACUACAUUUUUAUAGUUAACUGGACAUUUUUUUUAUUUUUCUACUCGAAAAAAAAAUGCAUAUAAUUUUUUUUAAAUGAAUAUAAAUCGUUAAAUCUGAGAAACAAGUAUUACAUUGCAGAAAAUUUUUCAUCCAGCAAAACUGCUAGAUUUUAAAAUAUUAAACAAUUUUUUUUUUCGUUUUUUUUUUUUUUUUUUUGUUAUAUUGUUUAAUGAUAUCAAAACAGUAUUUUAUUACUAGACCAUCCGAGUAUGCGGAUUAAAAACAACAAAAAAAAAAAAAAAACACAUUAAAUGAAAAAAAAAAAAAUUGUUGUAUGAACGUGAGAUCAUUUUUGCCUGACAAGUUUUUUUUGUCAGAUAAAAAUUUUUGUAAAUAUUGUAAAUAUAAAUAUUGAAAAAAUGAACGCAAGUUAAAAUAAAUUAGUUUAUAAUAAAUUAAUAACUAACAAGUUUAAUAUAAAAUGAGCAAAAAAAAAUUUUUUUUUAAAUAAUAAUAAUAGAUUGAAUAGCACGAGCAGUAAACUCAACUAUAAAAUUUAAAAAAAAAAAUGUAUUUGCACUGAGAAUAAAUCUUGGCGUAAAUUAAAGUUAAUUGUUAUUAAAAAAAUUAUUAAUAAUAAAAUAUCUUGACACAGUCGAUCAUUUUGACACGAAUUAAAAUUAAAAAAAAAUUAUUUUAUUUAAUAAUAAAUAUUUCAAACACAAUAAGUUGCUUUUCUUUUUUUUUUUUUUAAAAUAAUUUAUAAAUAUUUAAUAAUAAUAAUAAUAAUCAAAAUAUUAUCAUUGAAUCAUGUUGAUUUUUUCAUCCAUAUAUUUAUGGCUUAUCUAUUUAAUUAUAAUUAAUAAACUUGGUGAUAUUUUAAUAGAUAAUUUUGCUAUUAUCAUAGAACAAGUUUUACGCAAUUUAAAUAAUGUCUUAGAGAACUAGUUUUUUUUUUUUAUAAUAUCAGUAAUGUUUUUAACAGAAUGUUGAAUGCUGAUAUUUUUUUUCAUAUUUCAAAAUUAAUAUUAUUAUUGUUUUGGAUUUUGUUAGUGAAUGAUUAUUAUGAUAUUUUAUGUACAUUAUAUAUAUACAUAAUUAUAUGGUUCCUUGGAAACAUUGCUCAAUAAAUAAUUUUUUUAUAUAAAAAAAAAAAGUGAAGUUGAAUUAAAAAUUAUUUGUGUGAUGGGUCUUGAUUAUUCAUCCUUGUGUUUUUGUAAUUUAUUUAUUGUUUGUUGUUGUUGUUGUCGUCGUCGUUAUUGAGUAGAAAUAUUGUCGUAGAAAUGAUUGGUGACAAAUAGUUCUUUAGAUUGUGUUGAACAAUUUAAGAGCGAUUAUAAAAAAAAGUAUAUAGCUGUUGUGAAUUAGAUGACAAUUACUAGAAAAGUAAUCUCGUAAAAAAUUAAAUGAAAUAAUCAAAAACAAGCGAAAAUAAAUAUGUAAACAUAAUUUCACAUUAAAAUAACAAAAAAAUAAUAAAAAUAAUACAAAAAUCAACAUGUAAGACUCAAAAUAAAUAAAAAGUAUUGUGAAAAAUUAAAAAAGUAAAAACAUCACAGCUCGAUUGAUGUUUACCAGUUAAUAAUAAAUUUAUAAAAUUUAUACUUUUUAAUAAAAAAAGGCCAUAAAUAAAUUAAGCAGAAAUAAAUUAAAUUCGAGUAUUGACAGGUAUCAAUCAUUAUUUUAUUCAGCAUUGUAAAAGUUUGCUCAUAAACAAAACGACCUGUGAUUGCCUGGCAAUAUGGUCAAUUAAAUAAAAUUAUUUAUUCUAUUACAAUUAUUAAUUUUUUUUCAUUAUACAAUUACACUUACGUCAAUCGACAGAUUUUAAUUUAAUCUAAUAAUUGCGUUGUAUGUCAAUUUUAUGACAAAUGCACUUGUAUUGAUGUUAUAAAUUGAAAAUUGGUUCAUUUAUAUAAAUCUAUUCAGUUUUUUUUUUUUUUUAAUUUAAAUAUAUCGAUCAAUUUGUUUUUGUAGUUUUGAUUCGUUUAAAGAUUAAAUAUUUUUAAUCUUUGUGCGUUCACAACAACAAUCUAAACCAAUGUGUCAAAUUAAUUUUCAAUUAUUCAAAAGAAAAAAAAAAUAUUUAUAUAUUUUAAAGCUGAAAUAAUGAUCAUUAAUUUUUCUACUUAUUUUGUUUUUUGUUUUAAAAAUCUGAAUUGUUUUUUUGCAAAAUUCAUUACAAUUAGCAAAAUAUUAUUAUUACUAUUUUUUUAAUGUUUUUUUUUAUACUGUCAAUGAUUUAAAACUAUCGAAUAAACAAUCAAAAUAAUAUUGACUGAAUUUAAAUUUUAAAAUAAAAUUUAUUAUUUUAUACUGAUGUGAAUUGUCUUUGUUUAUGAAUUUUAUAUUAAAAAAAAAAAAAAAAGAAUACUCAAGCUAGUAUUAAUUUGACAAUUUGAUUACAAUAUUAUUUAAUUUUUUUGACACUUUCAUUUUGAUGAAAUUAAUAAAUGUUCCUCUAUAAAGAACACACUUGACAUUAAAUUUAUUAUCAAACAAUGAAAUAAUGAUUAUUAUUUUUUUUUAUUUUUUGUACUUUUAACAGUAUUUUUAUAUAUUUUUUUUGUUUUUGUUAAUUUUUUUUAUUAUUUUUUCCAUGAGGCUAGUUAGCAAAGUCAAUAAUUUGAAAAACAAUUAGUCAGAUAAAUAGUUAAUUUUUAAUUUUCAAAGAAUAUGAAAUGUAUUUAUUUUACAAAUCAUAAACUAUUAAAUAUUUAUUACUGUAAGUUGAUUUUAAAGAAUUCAUUUUUGUCGUUUAAUAGUAAAUAAUAUAAUAAUAGAAUAAAAAUUACGACAAAUUACAUGAAAAUGUAAAUAAUAUCUUGUGACUAGCACAAAUGGAUUAUCCUUUGAAAUACAAUACAAUUAUUUUUUUUCUUUGAUAUUAUUUUAUUCGUUCCAUGAUUGAAAUAUUUUUUUAUACAUUCACACUAUCAUUAUUAUGACUGAUAAUAUAUUUCAACUAAUAAAUAAACACACAUAAAUACAUUCGAAAGAAAAUUGACUAUAAAUAAUAAAGAAAAGAAAAAUUUAAUAUAUUAGAAUUUAUUUUUUUGUUUUUUUUUUUUUCUUGUCAUAUCAGUUCAUAAUUUUAUUUUUUAAAUUAAAAAAAAAAAAGUUAUGAUAGUGUGAACAUAUCGUCCUUAUUUUUAAGGACAAAAUCUAGGCCAGCCAUUUAAACUUUUUCCUCAAAUCUCUCGUGUUUAUUAUUUAUCAUUCGUUGAAUCGUCGCAAUGUUAAAAAAAAAAAAAAAAUGCAACACGAGUUGAUUGCCUAAUCGAUUAAUAUCGACAACGUAUUUACAUAAAAACUUUAUUUUUUUUUUCUUUUUUUAUUUGAAUGAAGACAAUGUGCCAAUUGUUCCCGAAUGAUAUUAUUAAAUCACGAAUUAUUAAAUUCAUUAGCUAGUUGAAUUAUUAAUUAAAAAAAUUGUACGGAACAAAUUGCACUUUUCUUCACUCA
Aphidius gifuensis is the source of this 5866-nucleotide messenger RNA. Its product is annotated as scavenger receptor class B member 1-like. Gene Ontology annotation, molecular function: scavenger receptor activity. The transcript is spliced from 8 exons. Bases 394 to 2187 code for a protein of 597 amino acids. NCBI's taxonomy places the organism in Eukaryota, Metazoa, Arthropoda, Insecta, Hymenoptera, Braconidae. The record is from RefSeq and is a predicted model, not a curated record. Gene Ontology annotation, cellular component: membrane; cytoplasm.